CAUCCUCACAAACACUCUCUCUCUCUCUCCCUCUCUCUCUCUCUCUCCAACUAGACUGGACUGGACUCCAAACCCUCCCCCAUGACCAUGGCCUUCACUUCCCUCCUCGCCACUCUCCUCCUCCUCUUCCUCUCUCUAACCAAACCCUCCUUCUCAGCUCUGGUCAAACAACAGCCCCUCGUCCUAAAAUACCACAACGGCGACCUCUUGAAAGGAACCGUGACCGUCAACCUCAUCUGGUACGGUCGCUUCACCCCCAUCCAACGCUCCACAAUCGUCGACUUCAUCCAAUCCUUGAACUCCCCGACAGCCCCGCAGCCCUCCGCCGCCUCCUGGUGGCGCACCACCGCAAGGUACAAGGGCGGCGCCGCCUCCCUCCUCGUCGGAGAACAAACCCUCAACGAAAACUACUCUCUCGGGAAAUCACUAAAAAACAUCCACCUCGAAGCCCUGGCUUCGAAACACGGCCAGGCCAACGCCGUCAGCGUCGUUCUAACGGCGGAAGACGUCGCCGUCGACGGGUUCUGCAUGAGGUGCGGGAGCCACGGGUCGACCCGGGGGAAAACCCGGUUCGCGUACGCGUGGGUGGGCAACUCGGAGACCCAGUGCCCGGGUCAGUGCGCGUGGCCGUUCCACCAGCCCAUAUACGGCCCGCAGACCCCGCCGUUAGUCGCGCCCAACGGCGACGUCGGCAUCGACGGGAUGGUUAUCAAUCUGGCCACGGUUUUGGCGGGCGCCGUUACGAACCCGUUCAACAAUGGGUACUUUCAGGGGCCCGCGACGGCGCCGCUGGAGGCUGUGUCGGCGUGCACGGGGAUGUUCGGGUCCGGAUCGUACCCGGGGUACCCGGGUGAGGUUUUGGUGGAUGAGAGUACGGGGGCGAGCUAUAAUGCGCAUGGGGUGAACGGGAGGAAGUACUUGCUGCCGGCUAUGUGGGACCCGUUGAAGUCGGCUUGUUCGACGCUAGUCUGAAGGAGGAUGUGGAAAGAGAUCUUUGAGAGAGAGAAGAGAUAUGAUAUUAGGUGUGGGCCUUGUGUAUAGAGUCGCGCAUAGGGGUGUGGGCUUGGGUUGUCGUUUUGCGUGACGUGUAAAUUAUGUCUUUUUUAAAAAAGGUAAAAGUUGGGGAAAUGUAAUGAAACGGGUUAAAUGGAGUAUAAAAUACUACUGUACUGUAUGUGGGUAUAAAAAUGGAUUGGGAUCCUCUGUGAGGAGGAUUGUCCCUGUUAUGA
Molecule: messenger RNA, 1229 nt
Organism: Rhododendron vialii
Lineage: Eukaryota; Viridiplantae; Streptophyta; Magnoliopsida; Ericales; Ericaceae
Product: protein EXORDIUM-like 2
Exons: 1
Coding region: 82-972 (296 amino acids)
Source: RefSeq, a predicted model, not a curated record